AUGGAAGAAACCAAGCUCCUCUCUACGGAAGAGAUAUCGAAACACAAUUCACCCGAAGAUUGCUGGCUUGUGAUUGACGACCAAGUCUGGGACUGUACCAGCUUUGCGUACAACUCUGUGCACUCGCCGACCAUUGUCAAGAACAGCCUGGACCCAUUAUGCUCGAAAGGAAAUCUAGACAGGUCGACGGUCACGGCGGAAUGGGCCCGGGAACCACUGCCGAAGAAUAGAGCUCAAGCUGUGCCAGAUAGCGAGAAGCCGGCGUUACACACCAUCAUCAAUCUGAAUGACUUCGAAGAAGCGUCCGCCAAGAGCGCCUUCGCAAAGACCCAUGCGUUCUACUCCACAGCAGCAACAGACUGCUGGACUCGCGAUCAGAAUCUUUCAAUGCUGUCACGAAUUUGGUUUCGUCCACGUGUGAUGCGCGAUGUUGCCCAAGUCGAUACCACGAGCACAAUUCUUGGCACGCCAGUGAACCUGCCCCUGUGCAUCUGUCCCUCUGGCCUGGCAAAGAUGAUCAACCCCGAGGGCGAAAAAGCAUUGGCGAGAGCUGUAAAAUCGACAGGCAUCCUGGAGAUUAUCUCUUCGAACGCAAGCUACCCGGCAGCAGAAAUCGUAGAGCAGGCUCCAGACUACCCUUUCAUGUUUCAGUUAUACGUCAACAAAGACCGUAAGAGCUCUGAAGAAGUCAUAGCGAAUGCCAACUCUCUCGGCAUGAAAGCUAUCUUCGUGACUGUCGACGCGGCAGGCCGAGGAAAGCGAGAGUCUGAUGAGCGUCUCCGCGUGGACGAGAUCAUCGAGAAUCCUCUCACUGGCGAGAAAGGCACCGGCAAACGAGGCGGAGGUCUGACCAAGAUUGUGGGAAGCUACAUCGACCAGGCGCUGACAUGGGAUGACAUCGAGUGGAUCCGAAGCCUGACAGAUCUUCCGAUCGUCCUCAAAGGCAUUCAGACUGCUGAAGACGCGAAGCGAGCAUUGGCACACAAGGUUGACGGAAUCCUGAUAUCGAAUCACGGCGGCAGAAACCUUGACUACUCGCCGCCUUCCAUCUUGGUACUACUGGAAAUGCAUAAGCAAUGUCCGGAAGUAUUCGAUCAAAUAGAAGUUUACAUCGAUGGCGGUUUUCGUAGAGGCGGCGACAUGCUGAAAGCGUUGUGUCUGGGAGCCAAGGCUGUGGGCAUGGGCCGACCGUUCCUGUUCGCACUGAACUAUGGCACUGAGGGUGCCGAGCACCUUGUUGAGAUCUUGAAGGAAGAGAUGGAGUCUGCCAUGAAGUUGCUCGGCAUUCGUGAUCUUUCUCAGGUUCAUCCAGGCCUAGUCAACACCUCCCGCGUCGAUCAUCUAGUGCCAUCGACAGAAGAGCAUCCGUAUGCGAAGUGGCGUCCGAAAGCGAGGUUUUAA
Molecule: messenger RNA, 1401 nt
Organism: Fulvia fulva
Lineage: Eukaryota; Fungi; Ascomycota; Dothideomycetes; Mycosphaerellales; Mycosphaerellaceae
Product: Cytochrome b2, mitochondrial
Exons: 5
Coding region: 1-1401 (466 amino acids)
Molecular function (GO): oxidoreductase activity
Source: RefSeq, a predicted model, not a curated record